GCACUACCAUCCUUCGGAGAUAAUUUUAUAUCUACCAUUCCCCGUGUAAUCGUUCAGCCGAAUAUAUAAGAUUCCCAACGCCUCGAAACCAUCUAUUCCGGAGUUUCCAAUGUUCAAAAUAUCAUCAUCAAUUACUCAAGCAUGACUCCCAAACCAAACCGAACACCGAUCCUCGCUAUUCUAGUCUUCCUCGCCAUCCUGACAUUCUUCUACCAUGUCCUACCAACCCUCGUCACAACAACAGACUACAUAACAACGUCCCUCGUAACAACAUUCCGAUCUCAAUCCAUCGUCCAUGCACCGAGUCCAUGUACAGAAGAAGUCGGCCGCGGCCUAUGUUGCGAUCUCCAUCUCGGUGCUCAGCCUUGCAUCGACGAAUGCAGGAAAGAACACACAGACCGCGAGACCUUCGAACUUACGCGGGAGUAUGAACUAUGUGAGAAUCAAUGUUUGAGUGUCUAUCAAACAGCCUGCGCACAAGACGCUUCUAUCAAAGAUAACGCGCCGCCAUCACGCUUGACGAAAAGGAGUACGAGUCAAUGACGCCGACGAAACCGAAGAACUUCGACAUAGCCUCGACCGCGAUGAUUGCGUACGACAUAUUCCCAUUUACAUUCCCGUAUACCACGUAUCUUCGAGAGAGAUACCGUUGCUGCGCAGCAUUGAUUGUGC
Molecule: messenger RNA, 672 nt
Organism: Aaosphaeria arxii CBS 175.79
Lineage: Eukaryota; Fungi; Ascomycota; Dothideomycetes; Pleosporales
Exons: 1
Coding region: 142-543 (133 amino acids)
Source: RefSeq, a predicted model, not a curated record